Rhizophagus irregularis DAOM 181602=DAOM 197198 is the source of this 878-nucleotide messenger RNA. NCBI's taxonomy places the organism in Eukaryota, Fungi, Glomeromycota, Glomeromycetes, Glomerales, Glomeraceae. The record is from RefSeq and is a predicted model, not a curated record.
CAAAAUUACCUGAUAACGAUAUAGAAACUAUUAUUGAGAGUUCCGACGAUUGUAACAUUGAAAUUCGUGAUGCAUCAGAAGCAGAAGUUCAGCAAAUAACAUUAAAACAGAUUAUUGCUUUGGUGGAUUUAAUUAACAUCACUGAAAUAUGGUCUAUAAUUGUUAACAACACUACAGCCAUAAAACAUUACAUUGUCUUAUUGAAGAAUAAUUCUCAUAUUUGUUCAUGUCUUUCUACUAUUCAGCAAGGUGUUGUUUGUAGGCAUUAUUUUCAAGUAAUGCUUACAACGAGUAAUGCUAAAUUUCAUAUUCGCCUUAUUCCUUCUCGCUGGUAUUAUAAAGAUCUAGAUGGAAGUAAUGAACCUUUUUUUACUGCAGAUAAAUUUUGCAAAGAAAAUGAUGGAAUUAUACAAGAAUCACCUGUUCAUAUUGAUUAUCUAUGUGCAUAUGGUCAAGAUAAAGAUUUUCUUGAAGAAGGUCUUAAUACAUAUCAGCAAAGGUUGGUUUAUGGAGAAUUACAUGGAAUGUACAAGAAAGCUCUUCAUAAAGCACUUCAAAACAAGUCGAGUUCACAACAACUUAUUGACCUAUUGAAAGAAUUUACAGAAGAAACUGAUGAACCAUCUGAAGAUGAAAACUUUAGUGAUAAAGAAAAUCAGGAGCAUGUGCUUCACAAUCCCAAGAAAAGACGUGGAAAAGGUCGACCAUUAGGUACUAAACGGUUCAAAUCAUCACAAGAAACUGCGCUGUAACGCCAUUGCGUCAAAUUAUAAAAUUCUUUUAAAAUAAUUGUAUAAUUGUUUUAAAAGCCAUUAUAUCUAGGUCUCUGAAAGUUGUGAUACUGAUCCAUAAUAUAAAGUAAUAUAUUUUUUUUUUUU